AUGUCACAUGUUAAAAAAGAGUCUAAAGGAAAUUUCGGAGUUUCUGGUGCCCUACAUGCCUUGAAUAUAAUCAAGUUGCAUAUUCCUAAAGCCAGUCCAAAUCUUACCAUCUCCUUCCUUGAAAUGAUUGCAAAGAGAGAUUUUGGAAAUUCAAAGGUAUUAGACCUAUGUAAACACUACUUGCAUACUCUUAAUUCUGCGACUUGCAGUAUCUCUGACAAUGAAUCCGAUUGCGACGUCUACGUAAAACACUUACCUUCGGCUGUCAUCAAAGAAGAAUCGAGUAUUAUGACCGAAAUCCUGAAAAGGAUUUGCUUGCAAGAGGUGGAAGACUGUUUUCCGUCAAUCAUAGAUCUCUGGCAUAAUGAUAGAAAAAAGUGGCGGCCCUGCUUUCGCCUUCCUCGCUACGGGUUACCUUCUACUCUACCUGGUGAUGCAGAGUUUUAUUCCAACAAGGGUUUUGUCCGCUACGUCUUGGAGUUCCAGUACCACCAAUUUGUCGUGACCCUCACGGAACAUCAGGAAUGUCAUUUGUUGAAGUCUCCCAUGGAACAACUACAUCAUGCCAAGAUCAAAAUUGACACGCACAUUGAAGCGCUGCAAAAAGCUGUGGAACCAGUUAUUCCAGUACCAUUGGUAUCAAAGCCAAUUGUUCCGCGGAUGACCGUAAACACUCCUCAAACUCAGAUGACUCCUUCUCUCUCCAAGUGUAAUGCCAUAGCCGCCGAUGCAAUAGCGGCGGAGUAUCCGAAAAUGAUGGCAACUUCAGCUCAAUUUAAAAUGGGGAAAAACGAUUACCACCGAGUUUGCACAAUUCAUCCAAAUACGAGAAAGCUGUUACAACUUGACAUUAGCAACAUGAUAGCCAAGCGAUAUAAGAAGAGGAGGGCGAUUCGCGUCCAAAACAAAGCGCUCCGCAUGACCCGUGCGUGGAGAUCGGCUACGAUAUCAACUUACUCUGCUAGAUCUUUUGAAUCACUGGAUUAUUCCCUGGAGGAAUGGGAGCAUGGCGACAACAACGUAAUGACCGAUGAAUCACUUUCGCAGGACGGUGAAAAUGACAGCGCUUCAAAAUGGUGUGAACCAAAUCCUUGUCAGCCGACUGUAAGUAUGUUGGCGAAAAAACGCUGGACAACGUUUGUCGAGCACGGAAGAUGGGGAUCAUUCACCGUAGAUGAUGAAAGUGAUGAGGACUAAUAUUCCGAUGAAUUUGAUGACGAGUUCUAAGAUAAUGAUGCUGAAGAUAGUGAUUGCGAAGGGGAUACCCCAAACGGUGAUUUCUAACAAUUAUCCUGCAUCAAUACCUUCUUCUUGUCCAUCGGUGUCACCAGCUUCGUCUAUUUCCGGUUGUGCAGAUUUUUUCUGCACGUGAGCAGAUGAAUGAAUUUCCUGGUUUUGCUUUAGCUUUGAAAUAACGAGAAAUGCGAGCUCAAAAUCUUCGUAAUCCUUUUGUUUUUAUAUUCCUCGAUCCACGCUUCCGGAUCAAGUUGCCGGAAUGAGAGCGGACUUUUUGCAACCUUCUCUAGCUCCGCCCCUACCCCCAAGAAAACAAAAAAUAAUUUGAGAUGCGACUGUGCAUUUGUGCAACCAACUUAAGAUUCAAAACUCAUUACCAGUGUCGCCUUUGUUGUUGUUACAUCGUGAAACGAGGCGAAAAGAGCGAUACAAAUUAAUAAUACUU
Molecule: messenger RNA, 1681 nt
Organism: Daphnia pulicaria
Lineage: Eukaryota; Metazoa; Arthropoda; Branchiopoda; Diplostraca; Daphniidae
Exons: 5
Coding region: 1-1197 (398 amino acids)
Source: RefSeq, a predicted model, not a curated record